Molecule: messenger RNA, 271 nt
Organism: Hymenoscyphus albidus
Lineage: Eukaryota; Fungi; Ascomycota; Leotiomycetes; Helotiales; Helotiaceae
Source: the annotation of a GenBank genome assembly
AUGACACGUACGUUUCCGUAUAAUAAGUCCGGUCCCCAGGCACGAUCAAAUCAAAUCAAAUUCAUUCCAAGGUAGAAACACCUUUCAAAUAUCCUUAGUCUCCACCUUCACUGCAAUUCCCAGCUCCACACCUAAAGACCAAAUGCCUCGUCCAGAUCAGCUCAACACUCCACCUCAAUCCUUCUUCCAGUCUAUUCUCAAUGCAUCUGUCCAAGUUCUUAUGAUUAUCCUCAUCCAUACCAGACUUCGAUCCAAGGAUUACACGUUAUGA